Messenger RNA from Diabrotica virgifera virgifera (western corn rootworm), 2147 nucleotides. RefSeq names its product glucose dehydrogenase [FAD, quinone]. The transcript has 4 exons. Gene Ontology annotation, molecular function: flavin adenine dinucleotide binding; oxidoreductase activity, acting on CH-OH group of donors. The record is from RefSeq and is a predicted model, not a curated record. NCBI's taxonomy places the organism in Eukaryota, Metazoa, Arthropoda, Insecta, Coleoptera, Chrysomelidae. The coding region runs from base 233 to 2095 and encodes 620 amino acids.
CACUAUAAUUUCUUAUCAUUCUUAUUAUCUCAUCGCAUUUACCAUCGAAGAGAUAAAAGCCAUUUAAAUAUUAUUAAAAUCAAUUUAUAGCUAAAAUCCCAUCAGUAAAUACAAAAUAUUUAAGAUAAGAUUAAUUGUUCUAAUCUAAAAGACUAGUGUUGAUUACCAAAUGAAUAGUGAAUAGACAACUAGUGAGUUUAGAUAGUAAACGCAGAUAUCUUAUAUAUGUAUAAUGGAUAUUGGGGCUCUUUUGCAGGAUACAUGCCCUGGAAACCUACAGGGCAUGUCAGGAUAUUUUUUUCUGACUUUAUUGAACAGUUUAAUGAACUCCAAGUGCAAGUUAGGUAACACUAACGACUAUACAGAAGACUAUGCUCCCAGAUUGAAAGAUGGAGAUGAGUUUGACUUUAUAGUGGUAGGUUCUGGUUCAGCUGGAGCGGUGGUAGCGAAUAAGCUAAGUGAAAAUCCGAACUGGAAAGUGUUGGUACUGGAAGCUGGAGGAUAUCCAUCAGCAACUAGUGACAUACCAGCACUUCUAUUUGGUGCUUCAGGAGGAGAAGAAGACUGGCAGUACCGAACGGAACCCUCUCCACUAAAUUGUCUAGGAUUCAAGGACGAACAGUGUAUAUGGCCAAGGGGCAAAGGUCUUGGAGGUAGCAGCAUUUUAAAUGCCAUGAUGUAUAUCAAAGGAAAUAAAAGAGAUUACGAUACAUGGGAGGAACUGGGAAAUACUGGAUGGGCUUGGAACACUGUUAAAGAAUAUUUUAAGAAGUUGGAAAAUAUGCAAACUAAAGGAGUUAGUGAUCAGUAUGGAAGGGAUGGUUAUAUGACGCUUAAUAGAUAUCCUUCAGAUCAACCAAUUGCCAGUGCAUUAGAAGAAGCCUUCAAAGAAAUGAAGUUACCUCUACUCAACGAGGAAAAUCCCGUGAAUCCUCUAGGAGCACUGACAGCUUUUCAAUGUAUUAAAGAUGGAAUUAGAUUUAAUACAGGAAGAGCAUUUUUGGGUCAAGUUAAAAGCAGAUCAAACCUUAUGACUGCUUUGCACUCUUUUGCUAAGAAAGUAAUAAUAGACCGAAAGAGCAAAUCAGCCACCGGAGUGCAAGUCGAAAUUGGAGGAAAAAUUAUAAACUUAAAAGCUAAGAAAGAGGUGAUAGUUUCCGGUGGAACUAUCAACUCACCACAGCUGUUGAUGCUAUCUGGUGUAGGCCCCAAACGCUGUCUUGAAAAAGUGAAAGUCGAUCUCAUUAAAAAUCUGCCCGUUGGUGAACACUUAGAAGAUCAUGUAUUGCAUGUCGGAUUUUUCGUGAAGUUUAAUCCCGAAAUACAAUCAAAAGAAAAUCAGUUAGAUACGAUAUACAAGUACUUUGCCCACCAACAAGGAGAUUUAGGAACUAUCAUGAUCACCAACAUCAUGGAUUUUAUAAACACCAAAAAUGAUUCGCAGUAUCCAAACAUUCAACAUCAUUAUUUACUCUUUCCCAUGAACGACAGUUUUGUAGCAUCAGGUUUUCCAUCAUCAUGUGGACUAAAAGAUGAGAUCUUGGCAAAUAUAAAUGACGCGGUUGAACAAAAAUCAGUCCUGGCAAUUACCUCUACUGUACUUAAUCCAAAAUCUCACGGAAAAAUUCUGUUAAAAACCAACAAUGCCAAAGAUAAACCGUUAAUUUAUCCUGAAUACUUAUCAGAUCAAAAUGAUGAGGAUAUGGCAUCCAUGCUGGAAUCUUUAAGAUUCUUGGAAAAUCUUAUAGAAACUUCCCCCCUGAAAAAGUAUGAUCCAGAAAUAAUCCAGUUCAAUCUUCCAGAAUGCAAAAAAUUUGAGUUCCGUUCAGAUGACUACUGGAAGUGCUCCCUAAGACAUCUCACGACAACACUCUACCAUCCCACAGGAACCUGCAAGAUGGGACCUUCAGACGAUGGAACUUCUGUGGUUGAUCCAGAGUUGAGGGUGUUCGGAAUCGGUAACUUAAGAGUGGCCGACGCUAGUAUUAUGCCGAAUAUAGUCAGUGCUAAUACGCAUGCGCCCACCAUGAUGAUUGGUUAUAAAGCGGGACUAAUGAUUAGCAAAUUCUGGAGCGAUAAACAUACUGAACUAUAGUAUAUUAUUAAUUUGUGUUUAAGUUAAAAUAAAGAAUGUAUUUUUGUUCAAA